AUGAACGGCAGAUCCCUGCAACAGAUUGGAAGGGGGAGGAGAGAAGGUCAUGGCAGAGUCAAGGAUGACUGGAGCUCCCUGCCUGGGGAAAGGAAGGAUGGCUGCGUUUUAGUUGCCAAGACAACAAGCCUCAGUGGCAGCCAGAGAGGCUACCGAGUCCCUCUCUGGGAUUCUCCUGCUCUCGGUUAUGUAGCACAGGCAGACUUCCUUCCACUUGGAAGUACGAUAUGCUGCUCUGUUACUCAAGAGAGAACAGGCUGGUCAAGACACCAUGCCACAGCCUUGGCUUUUAAAGAUGCUGGAAAAACGCCCGCGGAACCAGCAGUGGCAAUUCACUGAAUUAGAAUUACCCUAACCAAACCCAAUAUAAAACCCCCAGAGAAGGUGUGUACUGACUUGAUCAGAGGAAAGGAAAAGAAUCUCCAAGUGAAAGGUCCAGUUUGGAUGCCUACCAAGACCAAUCCAAGGAAAACUCCUUCUAGUGAAGGUUCUAAGACAUGGGAUCACUCCCAGAUGAGAAUCCACAAGCGACUCAUUGACUUUCUCAGUCCUUCUGAGAUUGUUAAGCAGACCACUUCUAUUGGUUUUGAGCCAGGAGUUGAGGUUGAAGUCACCACUGCAGAUGUUCCCUCCACCUUCACUGACCAUUAUUCUGCCCUGCAAAUGUUUCAUGUGGACGACUGCCUCUUCCACAUGACAAUUAAUCAAUCCCUCAGUUCCACCUCUGUAACAGCCUUACAAAUUAAAGGCACCCUGUUUCGCUCCAUUCUUUUCACAAACAUCAGUGCAGUGUCUACCACAUGCAAGAAGCUUCGCUUUUGGCAUAAAGAGGAUACUAAGUCAGCAGCUUCAUCCUCUGGAAGGCAUGAGACACUGGGGAAUGAACCAGAUCAAGUCCCUGUCAUCUUCAAAGAAUUUACCAGGAACAAUUCUCAGCCUCAUGAUACACGUAUUUGCACUGAAAGAUUGAGCGAGAGAAAAGCAGGAGUGUAUUUGAGGGAAGGAGGGUGGCUAAGCGGGUAUACACAGUGGGACGCGGGGAUCUUACAGAGCUGGGCUUCCCCACCUGUCGACCCCACUUCCCCCAUGUGCUCGCCGCGGGAUGACAACCACAACACUCCAGAACCACCCCCCUCCAAAAGGGGGCGGGGUUACGCCUUCAGCCAAUCAGGACCCGCGAGCCCCGGGAGUCCAACCUAUGGGGUGGCCGUGGCCGUGCAGGGGGAGGACGCGGGGUGGUCCGGGAGGUGCCGAGUCCGUGGGAGGCGCGCACGUGUCGAGUCCAGAGAGGCCGGGAGGCGGCGGACGUCCAGCUGCGGAGGCGCGGACUCUGCACCCUGGCAGCCGCAGAGUCCAGCUACCCACUGCCUCCUUUGCCUCAGGCUGGGCCGGGCAGGGAGCGCUCCCGCCUUGGAAGACCUGUCCAAGGUGUCCGAGUUCCCCACAAGGCAGAGAGGAAAGUUUCCGGCCCGCACCAGAGCGGAGUCCGCCGAGGCAGGGAGAAGGGAUGCAGGGCGGGAGGGUGACAACCUGGAAAGAAGAGGGCAGGGGGAGGACGGGCCGGACGGGAUCCUGGGCGAGAUCGGGGGCGACGGGUGGCGGGGUGCGCUGUCCAAGGUGCAGGGAAGGUGGUUGGCGCGCGGCAGGCUCGGAGCCUGGAGCCGACACAGGCUGGCGGGCGGCGGGGAGAGCGGGGAACAGCUGUCUGGGGCACCGGGCACCCCCGGGCUCCUAAAAGUGACCGGGCUUGAGCUGGGGUGCGGCGGGGAAAGGCGCGGGGGUCUGCACCGACGCCCCCACGCUUCCACGUACCUCUCCCUACCAGCCUCACCUCCAGCUCCACUCCCCUCCCCCCUCGCCCACUCCCCUCCAAGCCUAGGUCCAGGCGCCGCGGCGGGGGCGGGACCAGAGAACCCCGGCCCGGAGCCCGGACGCCCCAGGUAUGCUGCAGGCUCGGGAGCUGGUUACCUGGGGCCGCGGUAUGAGGAGCGGAGACAGUCCGCCGCGCGGAGCCGGGCGCCGGGCGCGGCGCGGCUCCUCCUAGCCUCGGCGUCCUCCCCUUUCUCGGCUUCUCCGGGACUCUGUCCCGGGCAAGGAGCUGCGAGACGGGGCCGGGCUGCAGCCGCCGUUCCCUCCACCGCCGCCGUCGCCGCCGCCGCAGACAGAGGACGCCCCGUGGCGGCUGGAAGCCUGUGUGAGUAG
Messenger RNA from Propithecus coquereli (Coquerel's sifaka), 2202 nucleotides. RefSeq lists its product as uncharacterized. Gene Ontology annotation, cellular component: cytosolic small ribosomal subunit; ribosome. The record is from RefSeq and is a predicted model, not a curated record. NCBI's taxonomy places the organism in Eukaryota, Metazoa, Chordata, Mammalia, Primates, Indriidae. Gene Ontology annotation, biological process: translation. Gene Ontology annotation, molecular function: structural constituent of ribosome.